AGCUGCUUUGCGUUCCUGGCACAGAGUACCUGCUUGCGCCAGCCAUCUCUUGAGUGCUCUUGGCUCGUCCCUUAUCUCCUGCUCUCCACGGUGGAGCCCUUUCCAGAGCUGGAACUGCAAAGCCUGUUUUCAGGGCAAUCGGGGGUUAUUUGUCUGUGUUGUGUUGGUAAUCUGAUCUCCUGGACGGGCACUUGUUUUUUCUUCCCCCCCCCGCCUCCCUCCGUGCGCCCUGCGCUCCCAGAGAGAGCCUUCCUGCUUAAACCGCUUCCCCCGCAGCAUUUCCAAGGCUGUAGUGGCGCCCACCCAGGCUUAGGGACAACUCUAGAGACUUUCUUUACACAGCGCCCAUCACCAUCAGGGAGCAAGGCAACAUCUACAAGCCCAACAACAAGGUCAUGGCAGAUGAAAUGAACGAGAAGGAGUUCCAUGACGUUCACACCAAAGAGAUUGACCUGGUCGACCGAGACCCCAAGCAUCUCAACGACGAUGUGGUCAAGAUUGACUUCGAAGACGUGAUUGCCGAACCUGAGGGAACCCAUAGUUUCGACGGGGUCUGGAAGGCAAGCUUCACCACCUUCACUGUGACAAAAUACUGGUUUUAUCGCUUACUGUCUGCCCUCUUUGGCAUCCCCAUGGCUCUCAUCUGGGGCAUCUACUUUGCCAUUCUGUCCUUCCUCCACAUCUGGGCAGUGGUGCCCUGCAUCAGGAGCUACUUGAUUGAGAUCCAGUGCAUCGGCCGAGUCUAUUCUAUCUGCAUCCACACCUUCUGCGACCCGCUCUAUGAGGCUAUUGGCAAAGUGUUCAGCUCCAUCAGAGCAACAGUACGGAAAGAAGCAUAACUGACGUUUCGAGGAGCCUGAAGGGAGGGUCUUCUCCCCUCCCCUCCAUAUUUUUUUUUGUGCCAGUCCCAAGGCUAUAUCAACGAUGAACAAAACAACUGGCGCACGUCAUCUAAUGAAGCAACCAACCUGAGUGCAGCAAAGAAUCACUUGCCCAAAUUUCCCCCCUACUUAAUCUCUCCUGGAAUUAUAUCUUCCCUUCUUUUUUCAGGAGGGAUCUGCAUAUUUUUUUUAAAGGCCAAAUAUAAAAAUUGCUGCUCUCCCAUUCCUAGCUGCCUAUUGUUUUGCUGACCCUUUGACGAACUGACUCAUGUUCUGCUUACCCUUUCCGUUCAUUUGUUGCAAGUUCAGUUCACAACGCUAUAAAAUAAAGAACCGAAACAUUGCUUUCCA
This is a messenger RNA of Podarcis raffonei (Aeolian wall lizard), 1232 nucleotides long. RefSeq names its product caveolin 1 (gene CAV1). The transcript is spliced from 3 exons. Gene Ontology annotation, molecular function: transmembrane transporter binding; molecular adaptor activity; protein kinase binding. The coding region runs from base 396 to 839 and encodes 147 amino acids. Gene Ontology annotation, biological process: negative regulation of endothelial cell proliferation; caveola assembly; negative regulation of protein tyrosine kinase activity. Lineage: Eukaryota; Metazoa; Chordata; Lepidosauria; Squamata; Lacertidae. Gene Ontology annotation, cellular component: cytoplasmic vesicle; Golgi apparatus; caveola. The record is from RefSeq and is a predicted model, not a curated record.